AUGGCAGCGUCUGAGAAGUCUAAUACUGCUUAUGACCAUAACCUCCCAACCGCUGUGGACAUCCGUGAGGAAUAUGCGAAUGCCUUCCGUACCGAAUCAUACCUUGACUUUUGGACGCGUGUCAUCACACUAUCCCAUGCCAAUUCUACGACAUGUAGUAUUCCAACAAUUGCUAGUCGCCUGCCAUCCUAUCGGCUCUUCGUGGAGCACCUCCUAGAUCCGGACCAACCCACAGUUACCCGUAUUCUAGCCUUGUCCCGUAUUCGACCCGUAUACCGAUCUAUCCUUUUCGACUAUUUUACCCAAACUGCUAAUACUUCUCUCUUAUGUGGCAUUCUUUUAAAAGAUAUCGAUCGUAUACGUAUCGUGCACCACCUCAUUAAAACCACCCUUCAGUCUCUGGAUGCAACAAACUUUUCCCUGGUGCUGACCGGUUUACACGAUUUUGUCAAUCCAUUUGUCUCUACCGCUUCCUCACCGACCUGGGUUCGGGCUGUUCGAGCCAGUUGCUCUGGAUUGCUAAAACAGCUGGAGUCAAACCGUGACAAGACUCGAGCCAAGCUUCGGCUGGCAAAUGGAUUAAAACGUGGCUCGGCUAUUUUUCUUGUAGCAUUGACGGCCUCACUAACUAUAAUCGUGGCGGCUCAUGCGAUAGCACUGCUUGUGGCUACGCCGGGUCUCAUAGCGGCUUCACUCGAGCUGGCUUCAGUAAGGAGUCUAGCUAGGGUGACGGCUCAGCUGGAUGCAGCUGCAAAAGGGACUUAUAUACUGAAUAGGGACAUGGACACAAUUAGUCGGCUAGUAGCGAGGCUGAACGACGAGCUGGAACACAUGCGUGCAAUGGUUAAGUUCUGGGCGGAGAGGAAAGAGGACCGGCUUGAAGCGAGUGAUGAAGUAGCGCGCCAGCUGAAGAAGAACGAUUGCAGCUUUAGCCAGCAGCUUGAUGAGCUAGAGGAGCAUUUGUAUUUGUGUUUCAUGACCGUAAACAGGGCUAGAAAUCUUGUGAUAAAAGAGAUGGUGGACCCCGGGCAACCUAGUUGA
This is a messenger RNA of Corylus avellana, 1041 nucleotides long. NCBI's taxonomy places the organism in Eukaryota, Viridiplantae, Streptophyta, Magnoliopsida, Fagales, Betulaceae. The record is from RefSeq and is a predicted model, not a curated record.